AAAACAGCAGCACCCAGUGGACCAGGACCAGAGACAAGCCCAGACCCAGGACCAGGAUCAGGACCAGCAGAAGACACCAGACCAUUAGACAGUAUGCAGUGUGUACGUUGUCCCGCCAUCUUUGCUCUCGUGGUGUUGGUUCUGUGCAGUCCGGGUGUUUCCUCUCAGCCCGACAGAGACCAGGACCAGUACCAGAACCAAGACCUGGACUUGGAGCUGCGUCAUCACCGGCUGCUGCAAAGAGCUCGCGGCGCAGGACUCCUGUCACAGGAGUGGACUAAACGUGCGGUUGAGGACCUGCUGGCUCAGAUGUCUCUGCCUGAGGGCGAAGCCCAGAGGGAAUCUGAGGUGGUUUCCACAGCAACAGGAGGAAGGAUGAACCUGGAGCGGUCUGUUGACGCCCCCAACAACCUGCCCCCCCGUGAACGCAAAGCCGGGUGCAAGAACUUCUACUGGAAAGGCUUCACUUCCUGUUAA
This is a messenger RNA of Seriola dumerili (greater amberjack), 477 nucleotides long. RefSeq names its product somatostatin-2-like (gene sst1.2). The transcript is spliced from 3 exons. Gene Ontology annotation, molecular function: hormone activity. Bases 94 to 477 code for a protein of 127 amino acids. The record is from RefSeq and is a predicted model, not a curated record. Lineage: Eukaryota; Metazoa; Chordata; Actinopteri; Carangiformes; Carangidae. Gene Ontology annotation, biological process: regulation of cell migration. Gene Ontology annotation, cellular component: extracellular region.